AUGAAAUAUUUAAAUAAGAGUUCUAGUAAUGAAUCUUUGAUUUCUCACCAAAAAGAACAACCAAUAUUAGAAAAUCAUAUAUUUAGAAAAGGAAGAAGAUUUCAUAACAUUGAAGGAAGUAAUUAUCCUUUUCCUGACGAUACAAUUGAAAUAAAUAGAUUAAAAUUGGAACAUUAUAUAUCAAAAUAUGCAUGGCAAGAAAAUAUUUUUUAUUCCCCAUUAGAAAAUGAAUUAGUCAAUGGUGGAUUUCGAGUAUUAGAUGUAGGAUGUGGUUGUGGUUCCUUUUUGUUAGACCUCGCUCAAGAAUAUAAAGAAGCAACAUUUAUAGGUGUUGAUAUUGCUGAUAUGAUAUUGAAAGAAAAACGACCAUCAAAUGUCGGAUUUAUUCAAUGCAAUGUCCUUGAAGGACUUCCUUUUCCAGACAAUACAUUUGAUUUUGUUUUUCAAUCUAAUAUGAUCGCAGCAUUCACUGAGAGACAAUGGCCAUUAAUAAUAGAUGAGAUUGUACGAGUUACCAAGCCUGGAGGAUGGAUUGAGUUAGAAGAAAGAUAUUAUGAUUUUGAAAGUUGUGGUCCAACUACCUUAGAAUUGCAAACAGAAACUUUAGAAUUUUCGCGAUCCAAGGGUUUAAAUUUCGCAAUGGCACCAGAAAUUUACAAAUUUCUUGAAUCACAUGAUAAAUUAUCAAAAAAUAUAUGUUCGGGAGUAACUAAUAUGGAUUUAGGAGGAAAUACAUUAGGAGAAUUGGCAUUCAAAUCGUUCAAAGAAAUGCAUUUCGCAAUGAAAAUUCCUUUUCUAGAACGAUUUUCCGAUAUUGAGUGUGAAGAAUAUUUUAAUAUCAUUCAUCAAGAAUGUGAAAUUAAUCAAACUAAUAUUAAAAUGUUUAAAUAUUUUGUACAGAAAAAUAUAGAAUAG
Diversispora eburnea is the source of this 915-nucleotide messenger RNA. The record is from the annotation of a GenBank genome assembly. Lineage: Eukaryota; Fungi; Glomeromycota; Glomeromycetes; Diversisporales; Diversisporaceae.